Molecule: messenger RNA, 1963 nt
Organism: Callithrix jacchus (white-tufted-ear marmoset)
Lineage: Eukaryota; Metazoa; Chordata; Mammalia; Primates; Cebidae
Gene: THAP3
Product: THAP domain containing 3
Source: RefSeq, a predicted model, not a curated record
AGCCGAGCCAGGCCCGUCUCCACCUCCCGGCAGGCCCCGCCCCUCCCGGCAGGUCCCAUCGGCACCGCCGCCGCCAUCUUUGUUGGGGGCAGCCGGGCCUGGCUCUGGAGAUGCCGAAGUCGUGCGCGGCCCGGCAGUGCUGCAACCGUUACAGCAGCCGCAGGAAGCAACUUACCUUCCACCGGUUUCCGUUCAGCCGCCCGGAGCUGCUGAAGGAAUGGGUGCUGAACAUUGGCCGGGGCAACUUCAAGCCCAAGCAGCAUACGGUCAUCUGCUCUGAGCACUUCAGGCCAGAGUGCUUCAGUGCCUUUGGAAACCGCAAGAACCUGAAGCACAAUGCCGUGCCCACGGUGUUUGCCUUUCAGGACCCCACACAGCAGGUGAGGGAGAACACAGACCCUGCCAGUGAGAGAGGAAAUGCCAGCUCUUCUCAGAAAGAAAAGGUCCUCCCUGAGGCGGGGGCCGGAGAGAAUGGCCCUGGGAGAAACAUGAACACUGCGCAUGAGGAGCUUCAGUUGCCCCCAGAUGCUGCAGGACCCGUAAAACAGGAAAGGUUUAUUGUGGUGAGUGCCUUCUGUACAGUCGACUGCAAAUGGAACGCAGAGGAUGGGUGCCCAGAAGCGCCUGCGGCAGAGGCGCACGGGAAGCCCAGGGCCCAGGCUCAUGCAACAUGAAGCUCAGCGCGGCUCAGGCUGUGGGUCUAUCAUCGGGAAACAUUUUUUAAAAAUGGAGAUGAAUGUUACAGAACUGGACAAUCUGAAGUGCUUCUGAAAACCAGAGGAAGGAGGUUCUUUGCCGUGACUCAGAUGCCUAUGCUGGGGGGAGGCCUGACUAGCAACAGCUGUGGGUGGGCUGGAGGCUGGUGCAACUUCGGGGCCCCGGGGCCAGCUGUCUAGGGCACUGCCUAUGUGGCGCUCACUCUGAGGGGUCAGCGAGACGACUGAUGGCUGCCACUUCCAGGACCCAUGAGACGGGCCUCAGGAAACUUUACUGCAGCCAAAGCUCAGGCUGUUGAGGGGGCCCCAGCUCUGCCCCAUUCUGCAUCCCAAGUGGACAUGUGAAAGAAGGGUCUGAAGGGCAACUCUGGAGCACAGGCCCUGGUUCCCUGUGAGGAGGACUCAGGACCUGCCAGAGCAGCGGGUUGCAGUGCCACCUGCUGGGUGCCAUGGGCCAGGCCUGGAGUCCACACCUCUGAGUUCGGUGUCUGAGAUCUUGCCCACCCUUGGAAGCGCCUGGCCCUGUCCUCUCGGGCUGCCAUUACCCAGCACGGCACUCUGGAGGUGGGUGGUAUAGGCAGUGGAGGGACAGAAGCCAGCUCGAGCCUGCUGGUGGCAGGGUGUUUUCCCACAGGGAUACAGGAAGCCACCUUGUCAGGGACAGGCCCUGGGAUCGGGUGUUACACUACCCUGUACCAAGCUGAGGGGGCCGCUGGAAUGAUCUGAGCAGCUUUGGGAGUGGGGAAAAAAGACUAAUUUCCAAACCUGUUUGUUCUCAGUUAAAAAGCAGUUUUAUAAACCCGCAAUCCGGUCCAGAUUCACGCAGUAAUAUUUCAGCAGGAGAAGGUGGUCGUGGGAAGUCAGCCCAGCAGAUGCUCCCUGACCUGGAGGCCUGCCUGCCUUUCCACAUUGUUUCCCAUGUUCGGCAUGGAUUUCAGGAAAAGCAGCUCACGCUCCUGUGGUGUGGGCAGGGUGUUCCACAAACACCUCCAGACACAACCAAGAACUAUAGGGCGGCGCGCUGCGGUCAGCACGCGUGCUCAGAGGACCCGGCGGAGUCAAGGCCAGCGCCCUUCCCUCCAGGAACCAAUCCUUGGGAAAACAGCCAUGGCCACGCUGCAGUCUGGUUCCCAGUGGGGCUUGCCUCAGUCCUACCCCCAGCACCCUCAAAAGCUGGGGUGUCUGUGUGUCCCUUCACAUAAUUGAUAUGGUACCACCUCCUAUAAUAAUAAUAUAAAAUAAAAACA